Molecule: messenger RNA, 1847 nt
Organism: Durio zibethinus
Lineage: Eukaryota; Viridiplantae; Streptophyta; Magnoliopsida; Malvales; Malvaceae
Product: CBL-interacting serine/threonine-protein kinase 14-like
Biological process (GO): protein phosphorylation; signal transduction
Molecular function (GO): ATP binding; protein serine/threonine kinase activity
Source: RefSeq, a predicted model, not a curated record
CCAAAAGCAGUCGUUUCCCUCUCCAUUUACCAAUUCUCCCCGCAACCCAAUUUUUAGUUCAGAUUAAUUCCCUCUUUCAUUUUCUCUUCUCCUUUAUCUUUUCCAUUUCGGAAACCGUAAAUUAUUUUCUCAGACGAUAAGGUCGAAAACCCAAAAACAGAACCGGUUUUUCGUGAUUGUUAAGAAUCUCAAUUAUUGAGUUAAACUGUAGUUUCAUGGGGUUUUGUUAAAGAUUUAAGGAAAGGUUUCGGACAAUGACAGAGAUCGAAAACGCGGCCAGUUCCAGUACAACCAAUGAGUUGUCGGAGAUGACGCUGUUCGGAAAGUACGAGAUUGGGAAGUUGCUGGGAUGUGGGGCUUUUGCAAAAGUUUACCACGCACGCAACGUGAGGACAGGGCAGAGCGUGGCGAUCAAAGCAGUGAGCAAACAGAAGGUUUUCAAAGGAGGAUUCGUGGCGCAAGUUAAGAGGGAGAUCGAUAUCAUGCGCCGGUUGCGCCACCCUAACAUCGUCAAACUCAUCGAGGUGUUAGCUACCAAGACCAAGAUUUAUGUCGUAAUGGAAUACGCCAAAGGUGGGGAGUUGUUUACGCGAAUUUCAAGGGGACGUUUCAGCGAAGAUCUCAGCCGUAGGUAUUUCCAGCAGUUGAUUUCGGCCGUUGGAUUUUGUCACUCAAGAGGCGUGUUCCACCGUGAUUUGAAACCGGAAAAUCUCCUCUUAGACGAAAACUGGAAUUUAAAAAUAACGGAUUUCGGACUCAGUGCGGUAACGGAUCAGAUCCAACCCGAUGGCCUCCUCCAUACUUUGUGCGGAACCCCAGCUUACGUGGCACCUGAGAUUCUAGCGAAGAAAGGAUACGACGGCGCAAAAGUCGAUGUCUGGUCAUGUGGCAUUGUUCUGUAUGUUCUCCACGCCGGAUAUCUACCGUUCAACGAUCCCAACCUGAUGGUUAUGUACCGUAGGAUUUACAAAGGCGAAUUCCGGUUCCCGAAAUGGACGUCUCCUGAUCUCCGGCGAUUUAUAUCUCGGCUUCUCGAUACCAACCCUGAAACAAGGAUCACCGUCGAUGAAAUCAUCAACGAUCCUUGGUUCAAGAAAGAUUACAAAGAAAUCAAAUUCCACACCGAAGAUUUUGAGUUAAAGGAAGAAACCCAAAGCUCCAAAUGCUUAAACGCCUUCGACAUAAUCUCCUUUUCAUCCGGUUUCGACCUCUCCGGUUUGUUCAACGAGGGCGAGUUUUCGGUCCGGAGAGAGCGGUUCAUAUCGGGGGAGAAACCGGAGAGAAUAUUAGAGAGAAUCGAGGAAGAGGUCGGAAGAAUAGAGAACGUGAAGGCAAAAAAGAGAAAAGAGAGAGGGAUACAGUUAGAAGGACAGAAUAGUAAUUUUGUUCUCGCCGUAGAUAUUCAUCAGUUGACGGAAAAGCUGGUAGUGGUGCAGGUGGGACGACGGGAGAUUAACGCUGGGCCAGGUGGUGAAAUUUGGAAAGAUAAAUUAAAACCAAAGCUCUCCGAUUUGGUAUAUAGAGCUGAAGCAAGGCAGAUUUCUGGGUAAUUGAUAGAGAAUUUCAUUGGCAGAGCUGAGAACCGGUCGGAAAAAAUGGUCUCGGCCGCUGUAAUAUAUUUAUAUAUUCAACCCAAAAUAAAAGAACAAUUAAAAAAAAAAAUACAAACCGUCUAGCUUGUCCGACGAAUCGGAGCAAACCCAAAUUCAUUAACCGGGUUUUCUGCAUCUCGUUUUGCCCGGCUUUAACUUUCAAUCUCAAUUACGAUAAUUUUAAAUUAUAUAUAUAUAUAUAUAUUUUGUACUUAAUAUUUUGCCUUUACAUUUACUUCACUUUAUUGUGAUUUA